GUUUGGUGCUGGGCACACCACUGAAGCCAUGUCCAGCUCCAGUAUCCGUCCUGUUUGGGAGGCACAGAUUUUUGACAGAAAGAUGAAGAAAGACAGGCUUUGUUCUGAGGAGCUGUCCCAGUGGUCACAUUCACUAGAAAAACUUCUAGCAUCCAAAUAUGGGCUGAAAAUCUUCCAGGCCUUCCUAAAGUCUGAGUACAGCGACGAAAACAUUGAGUUCUGGUUGGUGUGUGAAGACUACAAAAAGAUCAAAUCAUCGUACAGGAUGUCAUCCCGAGCAAGACGGAUCUUCAAGCGCUACAUUCAAGUUGAAGCUCCAAAAGAGAUCAACAUUGACCAGAAAACACGGGAGAUAAUACACCAAAAUAUUGCAGAGCCUAUAGCCACCUGUUUUGAUGAAGCGCAGAAAAUAGUAUUUGGUUUAAUGGAAAAGGACUCAUACCCACGCUUCCUGAGAUCAAGCCUUUACAGAGCUCUCUUUGACCCUGCUUAACUGUCAGUGAAGUGAAAUAAGAGUCUAUAAUGUAAAAUACUGCACAAAGGGAAAAUCUAUGGAACUUUUUAGGCAAAAAGUCAUAUGUGUAAAUAUCUAAACUGACUUGGAGAUGUGACCAAUAUGUGAGGCAAUAUUUGCACAAUAUUUGCAUUUUCAUAUUGUGAUUAAGUAGGUAUUUGUUUACAGAGGAAAUGUGAGCAUGAUUUUGUUGUGCUAUUGCUGAGCUA
Messenger RNA from Periophthalmus magnuspinnatus, 723 nucleotides. Its product is annotated as regulator of G-protein signaling 13-like. NCBI's taxonomy places the organism in Eukaryota, Metazoa, Chordata, Actinopteri, Gobiiformes, Gobiidae. The transcript has 4 exons. The record is from RefSeq and is a predicted model, not a curated record. The coding region runs from base 29 to 493 and encodes 154 amino acids.